AUGGAGUAUUUGAGAAAGUUGAAAAAGUAUCGCUUCUUUCGCUAUGAGACCGCGAAUCCGUACGACGGUUGCCGGGAGCUAACUGAUAAGAUCGAAUCUUUCAAUCGAAUGAUGGGCAUAUCUUUUCUGGAACGUAACCACGACUUUAUGACAUUUCCGUUUAUUUUCCCGAUCAGUGCGUUCAUCAUUUAUGGACUUAGUAUCUUCAUAACUGCGUACCGCGUUCGAAAUGACAUCACGAGCGUCAUUCAUUGUGUAACGACAUUUGGAUUCGGAUCUCAGGCGGUUAUGAAGAUCUAUAGCUUCAUCAUCACGCGACAGGAAGUGAUUGCGCUGAACGAGACCAACUUCCAGUACUACCGUAUGAUGUUGAAGCAGAGCGAGCGCGUCAAAGGAGUGCUGUGCUCGAACUUGAGCCUGAUCUUCAUCGUAGCUCGCGUGGCUGGCCUCGCCUAUAUGGUGCUGGAGAUCAUAACGAUGGCAAUCCCUGGAUUGUCCUCGAUAUUUCUUACCGAUCGCAUUCUGCCGUUUGGGUUUUUCUUUCCAUUCGUUGACCCCGAUACGUGGCCCGGGUACUGCUGGAACUACGUGUUCCAGAUGCUGGUAGCCACGUACUACUGGUUAAUAGCGGUGGCGUCCGAUUGUAUGACCAUCUUCAAUCUGUUCACUGCUUGUGGACAGCUCGAUGUACUGAUGGCGCUCAUUGACGAGCUCAACGAGGACUUGGCCCAGGACGCACCAGCCGAUGCGAUACGGAGCAAAAUUAUCGAGAUAACUCAGCUGCACCAGCAGCAUCGCGCGUAUCUGCAACGCCUGGUGAGCUUUCUCAACCUAUACCACUUGGUGGCCGUCGGUUGUUCGGUUUUGGCCAUGAUCUUAUCGGUGGUGGGCCUUGUACUGCUGGAUUGGUAUUCUGGUGUAGCAUUGGUUUUUCUGGUUUCAAUUCAAUUGUUCUACAUAUGCUUCUUGGGCACCAGUCUCGAGAUUAAGACGGAUGCUAUGACGGAAAAGGUUAGUGCUGUUUCGUGGAACAAGCUCUCGGUCGCAAACAUGAAGCACAUGAAGCUGGUACUUGCGCUGACUCAGGAGCCGAAGGUGCUGGUAGUUGCAACGACACCUUUGAACAUCAGUACUUACGUCCAGAUCCACAAGAUGAUUUACUCAAUGGCCAUGAUGCUACGCAAUGCUAAGGAUUAAUCUGUGGAUCAUUCGAUAUAAUUUAUUUGUUCAUUGAUUCUAUUCAACAUCCCGUGAGAAGCGAG
Anopheles aquasalis is the source of this 1262-nucleotide messenger RNA. Its product is annotated as odorant receptor 30a-like. Gene Ontology annotation, cellular component: plasma membrane. Lineage: Eukaryota; Metazoa; Arthropoda; Insecta; Diptera; Culicidae. The record is from RefSeq and is a predicted model, not a curated record. Gene Ontology annotation, biological process: sensory perception of smell; detection of chemical stimulus involved in sensory perception of smell. Gene Ontology annotation, molecular function: odorant binding; olfactory receptor activity.